Messenger RNA from Macrosteles quadrilineatus (aster leafhopper), 1642 nucleotides. RefSeq lists its product as uncharacterized. The transcript is spliced from 4 exons. NCBI's taxonomy places the organism in Eukaryota, Metazoa, Arthropoda, Insecta, Hemiptera, Cicadellidae. The record is from RefSeq and is a predicted model, not a curated record. The coding region runs from base 71 to 793 and encodes 240 amino acids.
AUCAACAACAGGGGAAUUUACUAAAACAACUGAAGAUUUCGGUCCUUCGAACUACUUACAAUUCAACAGUAUGGAUUAUGAAGAAUCGACAACAGGAGAAUUUACUAAAAGAUCUGAAGAUUUCGGUCCAUUGAACUACUUACAAUUCAAUAGUACGGAUUAUGAAGAAUCGACCAUCAAAUCUACAACAGAAAAUAAACCAAUAAUGGUUGACAAUGUGGCUGCCUUUGAUUUUGAUAUCACACACGAUUAUUAUAGCACAUAUGACUUUGAAUAUUUGAGCACAAAUGAUUAUCAAUCUAGUGAGUUUAGUACAUAUUCAACACAAAUUACAAAUACAGAGUUUCAUCAAACCAGUACCAAAGAUUAUGUUAAGUUGGCGAGGUUCACUCUCAAAAUAAACAAUGUGCCUCUGAUUGUAAAAGAAAAAAUGACUGAGGAGUCCUUUGAAGAGUUCCUAAAGAUAGAUAAACUUAAAUCUGAUUGGUGUGUUCGUUCAAUUGCAACAUUUGGAGAUUCCUGUGGUGAGAGUUUUGAGCUUCAGAUUAAUUUUGGAAAGUGUUUCAAGGCUCCAGUAAAUUUUGUGGAUUUAGAUCUCUUUGUCGAGAUGACUAAGUCUUAUUGGUACAUACUUCUGUCAUUAUUCCUUCUGACCUUUGCAGUUAUUUACUUUUCAAUUCAUAAAUGCUGGAAAAGGAACAGAAAAGUGGACUACAUGAUGACAGAGUUAGAGGAAGAGAUGAAAAGAAGAAGAUUGCCGGAGAAGCAUGCCACACAAGAAUCAGAUCUGUAGCGUACAAACCAAUUUUUAAAGGGCAACUUUGCCUAAAUUAAUCAAUCAAUCAAUCUUUAUAUGCCGUAAGAUACAUAACAUAUCAUUGACAAAGUAAGGGGUUACAGUUUUCAGACCAAGUCUUUAUAUAAAUAACAAAAUAUUCUUACAGGAUAAAUAUUUACAACACAUAAAUUAAUUACCUCAUUACAAUUCACGUCAAUUAGAGUGUCAAGCAGAAUGUGGGAAGAGCAAAUUGUGUAUUCACACUAAAAUUUCCCUCCCGCCCCCUUCGCUUUAAUUAUAUGGUACAGUUAUAACAAAAAUUAAUUGUCAUUGACAUAGUCUUACUCAUAGUUUAUUCAUAAGUAUACAUAGUAAUACAUGAAUUGCUCAAAAUAACUAAAAAUAAUGCUUAAACUAAGGUAACCAUUUUAAUUAUUCUAAAGAACAUACGGACAGGUCUAUAACUAUUCCCUGACUCUUUUUGUUUAAAUACUGGGGUAUUCUUCCGUUUUAAUUUUUAAAGGGAUGUAGGUAUUAGAAAAAAUAUGCCCUGCAUUGACAGCCUGUUUGAAACCUCUUAGUUAUGAUUUCCAAUUACAAAAUUAUUUUUGUUGUGUGUAUCAAUUUAUGGUUGCUUACAUUAAUUUAACGAUUAAAAUUUGGUUUUUGAAAAACACUAUAUAGUCAAGAACAUAUAAGCCAUACACAGUGAGGGUUCUUGAAAGUUUAUAGUGUUCUUUUCUUUUGCUGAAUAAUUGUUGUUAAUUUUUAACAUAUAGCUUUGAUAUAUUGCUUCUGAAUUGUCAACAUUUUUUCAAGAUUCCUUUUGAGGUAGCUCCAUAUUUACUAUACCAAGGGAUUAAA